AUGCUAAAUAAGAUAAAUAGUGAGGUAGCUUUAGUAUUUGGCAAUAAACUUGGGGAUUUGCCAUCUAAUCGAUAUCCACCCAGCCGAACAGAACUUGAGAACCAACUUACUUGUACAAAGCAUGACCUCAAUAUUGCUUUAAGCUCAGGUAUUCAGCUUGGUACUAGAUGCAAUCUCUUGAUAAAAAACAAUGAGAGCUUUUCAGAGCAUGCAUGCCAGCUUGAAAAUGAGGCAAGAGAACUCAAAAAUCAGAUUACUUACAAAGAUAUUUCUCUUACAAGUGCUAAAAUACAAGAUGGGUUAUCAGAAAUGGAAUCUCUUAGAAAUGAAUCCGAACUAGAAAAUACCAACCUAUUUUUAGCAAAAUUGGACUUAGAAAAAACUCUGUUUAGAAAAAAAGAUGAAUUAACACAGAUAAAGGAUAAUUUAGUUUCAGCAUGA
Messenger RNA from Cetraspora pellucida, 441 nucleotides. The record is from the annotation of a GenBank genome assembly. NCBI's taxonomy places the organism in Eukaryota, Fungi, Glomeromycota, Glomeromycetes, Diversisporales, Gigasporaceae.